AUGCAACGAAAUGUCAUACAAUCAAACAGUGGAAGAGGCCUGCGGAGUAUUUUGGAUCAAUAUGAGGAUUUCAAGCUCAUCAUGCAGCUUCGCAAAAAUGGACGGGGGAAUUAUUACAGAUAUCAACAGAAAUUGUGGCCAUCAGCUGAGGCUUUAGAGAGAGAUAUGACGGAGAGACUUUACAGCAGCACCGAACGCACUCCCCUCGCGCUUUUGCCGCAACCGAAAAGAGCACCAUCGCCUCGCACAUGUGUGCUUGAGGGGUGUGGUGCAGCGGCAUUGUUAGAAGGAGCGGAAAAUGCCGUACAGAUCAGUGAGGACCUAAACGACAAUCAAAAGGAAGUGAAUGAGCCGUUAGAUCUCACGGACUCGACGGAAACAAUGUUUGCCGAGCUUUAUGGUACGGAUCAGAGUAUCAAUAAUAAAAUCAUCACAGAUAACGACCUACAGGGGACUGUGCUGGAAGCGGCUCAACAGCGUGCGAGGACUCUCAUAUUCAAUGACCUUCGGGUUAAUGAGCUCGCAACUUCUCCAGCAGUUGCGUCCACUAAUUCGAGAAGAACAACAACAAUACUGUCCGCCAAAGAUAAAGGUAGCAUGGCGUGGGAGGCGCUCGGGCUCUGCCCCACGUUGAGUAAACAAGUUAUAGCUAAAUACAGUGCAGCGCCCACGCGACUUCAGUGUCGCCUCCUUCCCGCCCUUCUUCAUGAAGAUCAUAACGAUGUAUUGUUUAAUGGCGUGACGGGGAGCGGGAAAACUAGUGCGCUUCUUCUUGCCCUCUUACAAGCGGUCCGAAACGAGUCUGCCGGACUGAAUGUAUUUGUUGCUAGUAAUGCCAUUACUGCCAUGCGAGCCCGCGACCAGUUGCAGGCACUCUGUGGGGAACUGGGUGGUGCCAUGGUGGACCGACCUCGAGACGAUUUCACAUGGUUGUUUAUGGGCAUCUUUUCAGGAGAAUAUGAGGCGUACUAUCGAACCCUUCGCCGUUCCCUGAAUAGUGAUCACGGACCCGUGCGGAUCUUUAUAACGACGGCAGACACUUUUUGCCAAUUGUUAUUCGAAAAGAAAAUGGAGUUCGAGGCAUUUGGUUAUCUUCGCCGUGUUUACGUUGAUGAUGUGGGUGUACAACUUCCAAUGGUGCCCCCUCAUGCUCCCGUACACGAAAUGCGGGAGAGGCUUCGGAAUCCGCUCCCAUGCGAACUGUUGCUUGGAACCCUGCAUCAACUGCCGGGGCCUCACAUUCGAUCCAUCUUGCAGCUGGGGCUCGUGUCGGCCGAUAUGGAAACUGCGCUCAAAGAUCAUUUAAAGUCGUUGUGCGUAAAAUUGGAGCGCCACACGAUUGUUCUUUCCGCUGUGCGCAUUCCCUCAACGAUACACUGUCUUUUUAGCUUUCAUCUCGCCCACGAGGAUGUGUACGAAUACGUUGUGCAACUCAUCUGGAAUGCACGGGCUACGAUCCCUGGUCGGGCGGUGAUAUAUGUCCGCUAUGAAGACAACAUCCUACAGGUGCGCACGAAGCUACGCCAGCUUGGAAUGGAUGUAAAGCUCUUCUCAGAAGUUUACCAUGAUGGUGUGUUUCGUGACUCAUGGAAGUUUCUCUUGCUACAUGAAUCAGAGGCGUUUGGGGUUGACUUACCGCUUGUCUCGCAUGUCUUCAUCACAUUUUGUCCCCACAGCACAUGUUCCUUCCAGCAUAUGUGUGGUCGAACCGGACGACUGGGAAAUGUUGGUUGGGUGUACACCAUAACAGACAAACGUGAAGCAAAGGCCGUGCGUGAGGUGGUCACACAGCUGGAAGUUGAUUUUUGUAGUCACGUGGUUGACAGCAAUCUUGCACAAGUGCCACCCAGCGAUAUGGACCGCCUAACAAAGGAGUUUGAGCUAUAUGGGUUGGAUCCGCAGUAUGCAGUGAGGCAACACUACGUUGUCCAGAGUGAGAAUCCAGACAUGGCGUACCGCAGUCGUGAGUUCUUUAGUAAGCCGGCGGAAAAGCAGUUCCAGAUGGAGGACUACACGCCAACGCCGGUGUUGCAUAGGCGGUUCGUUAACGCAAAGAAGUUGGCUAAGGACGUGGAACGGGACCCUUCUGUGGCACUCACCUUACAGAAGGAAGGAUUACUGAACAGCAAACUUGCUCCAACGAAAAAAAUGAGAAACCUUCUCAACAACAAGAGCCGAAGCUUCAAUGCAGCACUUUAUGGUAUGAAGAGUAAUAAAUAA
Messenger RNA from Trypanosoma brucei brucei TREU927, 2220 nucleotides. RefSeq lists its product as hypothetical. The coding region runs from base 1 to 2220 and encodes 739 amino acids. Gene Ontology annotation, biological process: mitochondrial large ribosomal subunit assembly. Gene Ontology annotation, cellular component: mitochondrion. The transcript has a single exon. The record is from RefSeq and is a predicted model, not a curated record. Gene Ontology annotation, molecular function: ATP binding; nucleic acid binding. NCBI's taxonomy places the organism in Eukaryota, Euglenozoa, Kinetoplastea, Trypanosomatida, Trypanosomatidae.